Pelobates fuscus (common spadefoot toad) is the source of this 2192-nucleotide messenger RNA. RefSeq names its product glucagon like peptide 1 receptor (gene GLP1R). Lineage: Eukaryota; Metazoa; Chordata; Amphibia; Anura; Pelobatidae. The record is from RefSeq and is a predicted model, not a curated record. The transcript has 13 exons. Gene Ontology annotation, cellular component: plasma membrane. Gene Ontology annotation, biological process: adenylate cyclase-activating G protein-coupled receptor signaling pathway; positive regulation of blood pressure; cell surface receptor signaling pathway. Gene Ontology annotation, molecular function: glucagon-like peptide 1 receptor activity; peptide hormone binding; glucagon receptor activity. The coding region runs from base 398 to 1747 and encodes 449 amino acids.
CUCUCUGCUCCCACUCUGGGCAUCUUCCUAAUUUCUCCUGAUGCUUCCACCCUCGUCAUUCUCAAUGAAGGCUUCCAGGUCUGCCCUCUCCUCAUUCACUCACUGAACUUACUCCACUUUCCUUCUCUCCCUCCAGAUCUUAUUUGCUUUCUAUUGCAGAGCUUUCCGUUGCCCUUCUAAAUUUAUCUUCAUCUAACCUGCUCCGAGGAACCCAUCCGAAUCCCACCAGAGUCUCCAAGGAUCCAUCGGGAAUUCCUCUGCCCUGUCUGUCCUGCCAGCUUUGCUCACAGUCUCCUCUUGGCUUUGCUUAGAAAUCACCCCUGUCCUUUUCUGCCUCAACCUGCUCUCCACGGGUCACUUUCAUUUUGUCCCCUAUCCAAUUUUGGGAUAAUACCCGAUGAUAACCCCUCGGUUCCUUGUGAGUUUCUUCCUACUUCUGGAGAUGGUGAAAUCAGGAUCGAAAAAGCAGAGUUCCACCGUGUCCCUCUCUGAUACCGUGCAGAAAUGGAGGGAAUACCGACAGCAAUGUCUAAGCAGCUUCCUCCAGACACCUUCCGCCUUGACUGGCAGGUUUUGUAACAGAACAUUCGAUGAUUAUGCUUGCUGGCCAGAUGGCGUUCCUGGAACAUAUGUAAAUGUGACCUGCCCCUGGUACCUCCCGUGGGCACACAAAGUUUUCCAGGGGAAAGUUUAUCGAUACUGCACCACAGAAGGGACAUGGCAAAUUAAGGAAAACUCCAGCACUCCCUGGAGGAAUUUCUCAGAAUGUGAGGACAGAUCGCUGAAGGCACAGCCAGAGGAACAAUUGUCAUCACUAUCGAUUAUUUAUACAAUCGGGUACUCUCUGUCCUUCUCAGGACUAGUGAUUGCAACAUUCAUCCUGGUGAGAUUCAGGCAUCUGCAUUGCACCAGAAACUACAUUCACCUCAACCUCUUCACCUCCUUCAUCCUGCGAGCCAUCUCUGUGUUUAUAAAGGACUCUGUGCUGAGAUGGAUGUAUAAUACAGCCAUUUACGAUAACCAGUGGGACGGACUCAUCAGCUACCAGGAAUCCCUUAGCUGCCGUCUGGUCUUCGUGAUGAUGCAAUACUGCGUGGCGGCCAAUUACUACUGGCUCCUGGUGGAGGGCAUCUAUCUGCACACACUGCUUGUCGUCUCUGUCUUUUCGGAACAGAGACUUUUUAGAUUUUAUCUGUGCAUUGGGUGGGGUGUACCGAUGCUCUUUGUUAUUCCCUGGGGUAUAGUCAAAUACCUGUAUGAAGACGAUGGGUGCUGGACUCGGAAUUAUAACAUGAAUUACUGGCUGAUUAUACGACUUCCCAUCCUGGUUGCUAUUGGGGUGAACUUUGUGAUCUUUAUCAGAGUGAUUUGCAUUAUCAUCUCCAAGCUGCAAGCAAAUCUCAUGUGCAGAACUGACACCAAAUGCAGACUUGCCAAAUCCACUCUGACACUGAUCCCUUUACUGGGAACCCAUGAAAUUAUCUUUGCAUUUAUCACGGACGAACAUGCUAAGGGGAUCAUACGCUACAUCAAACUCUUCUUUGAAUUAUCCUUCAGCUCCUUCCAGGGAUUAAUGGUUGCUGUUCUGUACUGUUUUAUCAACAAUGAGGUCCAGGCUGAGUUUCAGAAAAGGUGGGAACGGUGGAGGUUGGAGCAUUUAUACAGCCAAAGAGACAGCUCUAUGAAACCGAUUAAAUUUCCAGCCAAUAGCCUCAGCAGUGGAGUGACAGUGGGCAGCAGUGUCUAAUUCGUGAUGUUAAUGAUCCCUGUCAAUCACGGAGGCCCUGAGCUUCGAAAAUGGCAUUUUCACUACGGAUACAGGAAGAGAAUAUCCACGAGCAAUGAGAUUUAGCAAUUAUGUGAUCACAAAAAUACGAACAUGCAUUUUCAGAAAACAGACCAUGAACAUCCUGCUGUAUUUAAGCUCAAUGCUUGUGUUGGUGAAUGAACAAGUGGAAACGAUCCAUCCACAAUUCACUUAGUAAGAUUUGAAGAAUGGUGAGCAACAACGAUGAAGAGAGUUUUUACAGAAAUUGUAAGAGGCAGACUGGCAGGCUGAUGUCAUUUUUUAUUAUGACAGAAGCACAGAUGGGAUCGAAACAAACAAAACAUAUCACAUGGACAAAAUGACAACGGGUUUCAGAAGAAACACAACAUACCAUUUCUACCAUACUUUUAUGUACAGAUCAAUA